AUGAUAUCUCGCUUGAGGAAGAUGCUGAGAGGAAAGUGGGUUGGUUGUUGAAACUCAUCUUCAUAGGAACUGCAUCAGUUGUUGCUUACCAGUUCUUUCCUUACAUGGGCGAUAAUCUGCUGCAACAGUCCAUCUCACUUUUGCUUGUCAAGGAUCCCUUGUUUAAAAGAAUGGGAGCAUCCAGAUUGGCUCGUUUUGCAGUUGAUGAUGAAAGGAGGAUGAAAGUGGUAGAAAUGGGUGGAGCUCAAGAACUUCUGAAUAUGCUUGAGGCUGCACAAGAUGACAAAACACGCAAACAAGCCCUGAAAGCUCUUGUUGCUCUUUCGCACUCUG
Molecule: messenger RNA, 333 nt
Organism: Elaeis guineensis (African oil palm)
Lineage: Eukaryota; Viridiplantae; Streptophyta; Magnoliopsida; Arecales; Arecaceae
Source: RefSeq, a predicted model, not a curated record